AAAAAAACAGCAAACACUCAAACGCACAGAAAGCUGUCAAACAGUUCGGUGAUAGAACUUUUAAUUCAUACAAACCUCAUCGCAAAUCAUUUGGCUGCUAGUGGCCUGUGAUGUGCAUAUAAAGUGUUGGGGUUGUUUUGUUGUGUUGAGAGAGAGAGAAAGAGAGACCAGACCAAUUGUGGGUGGUUGCGACAGGACAGGAACACCCCCCAGUCCGCAGAAGCAAUGGAGUCCAACAGUCGGCCACCGAUCGGUGGCGGGCCGGAAUCGUACGAGCGCAACACCAUCUCGACCAACACAUUCCAGAUCUGGGAAACGACCGUCCGGCUGGCACAGAUUCAAACGCUCAUCGACAAGGUCUGCCUGGCGACCUGUCCGGACGAGGCGAUGAUCUGCUUCCUGCAGGAGAGCGACGGCCAAUCGAUGCUGGACAUCAUCUCCGACGAUGAAGAGGAGGACGACAGCGAACCGCAACAGCUGCGCGGCAAGAACAGCCUCAAGCGCAUGAUACAGGACAUGUACACGCGGCCCCAGAUGAUCGGCACGGUCAAGAUGAUCCUGUACCACUGCCUCACGACGCUGGCGGAAAAGCUGACCCAGGACAUCAAGUUUCGGUCGGAGAAUGCCGAAUUCUUCGACGAUCUCGAGCUGGUGCUGAGCCGCAUGACGGACGAGGCGGCCGAAAGUACCAAGCGCGAAAUCAUGCAGUACUUGUCGAUAGCGAAGAAGCGGCUCGCCAAACGGAAACGGGUGCGCGAUCAGCACCAGCAACACCAGGAACAACGACAACAGCAGCAGCAGCAGCAGCAGCAACAACAAGCGCACCAGGAAUCUUCGUCGUCAUCAUCUUCUUCUUCCACUUCUUUCUCGUCCUCAUCCUCGACUAGCUCGCCCACGCCGGACAGUAGAAUGUUUCCACCCCAUGGGUCAUACUGUGGCAUAUCGCAGCCGACCAUACCACCAGCAGCAGCAGCCGUCCCAGGCAGCUCCGGGUUCUUCCCGGCCAAUGACACCGCACCGUCACCGUUCCUUAAAGUGCCCAAUCCACCGUACAUCAAGCAGGAGACGGUCCCGGUGGGCGGAGAAUCGGUUAUUCCGGGUGGAACGGUAACACCGCCCGUCAACUACAGCCAGGAUCAUCAUCAUUAUGGCACGGCGGGGAGUUACGGCGAACCGGGCGAUGUGGAGAAACCUCCCCUGUUCUAUCGCAAAGCGUUUGACAUGCCGUACAUGGCGACACCGUACGUGCAGUCCCAUCUUGCGCAACAGUUUCCUCAACAUCUUCCCUCACAUCCUAACCAACUGCCGCCUCACCAGCACCAUGCAGUACACAGUCAGCCGGUUCCUCAUUUCCAACACCAACAGCAGCAGCAGCUCCUCCACCACCACCAGCAGCCACUUGCGCCACUACCUACGAUCGUGCCAUCCGAUAUGCAUUCACCACAGCAACUUGGACCGGAGCAGUUACAGCGAGCCCAGCCACAGCAACAGCACCAACAGCAACAGCAUCCGUCGAGCUUCCACGACUACUUUGACCACCUGGAUCCUUCCUCCCUGGAACCGUAUGCGUACGUGCUUCAAAAGCCUGCCCCGCCGGCUCCACCGAUCCAGCCCAGUGAAACUGGUUCCCCGCUGCCUGCCUCAUACCCGACCGCCUCGCCAGUUGCUCCACCAGCAGCAACACCUUCCCCGUACACCCCGCUGUGUGAGCCGCCGGACAGCAGCAAGGUACGCUUCAAGUGUGAAACCUGUCCGAAAUCGUUCGACACGAAGCAGAAGCUGGAAAAGCACAACCGCACCCAUCAGCCGAACGGCGGGGGUGCGGCCGGGCUCGAGUUUAAAUGCCGCAUGUGCGACAAAACGUUCCGCACGAAGAGUACGCUCAUCUGCCACGAGAAGGUGCACGGCGAGAGUGGCCUAGGCAGCAGCUGCUCCUGCGUCGAGUGCGGCAAGGUGUUUGCGACGGAGGAAAAGCUACAGGUGCACCGGCGGCUGCACACGGGCGAUAAACCGUACCAGUGCAAGGUGUGCCUGAAGUGCUUCAACCACCAAUCGAACCUGAUCGUCCACGCGCGCAUCCAUGACAAGGUGAAGCAGGCGCUCAAGUGUGCCCGGUGCAGCAAGGUGCUGGACAGCGAGGAGCGGCUCGCCGUCCAUAUGCGGCUGCACACGGGCGAAAAGCCGUACAAGUGUUCGUACUGCGACAAGCGCUUCAAUCACAAGAGCACGGUCAGCACGCACGAGAAGGCGGCCCACAUUGCGGCCAACUCGUACCGGUGUGGCCGCUGCCACAAGACGUUCAACCAGAAGUGCCAGCUGCAGUACCACGAGAAGCUGCAGGAGGAGCACACGAUCGCGUGCGAGCACUGCGAGAAGGUGUUCUGCUACAAGGCGAGCCACAAGGAGCACCUGUUUAAGGUGCACUUCCCGCGGCCGAAAAAGAAAGCGCAGCGGAAGGGAGGAAGUCUGCGGGAAGGAGAUGAACAGCAGCAGCAGGAAUCGGGCACUGGCGGUGCAAUGGCUGGAAGCAACGAUGGGGGUAAUCAGGGCCGGAACAAGUUCAAAUGUACCGUGUGCGAUCGUCGGUUUUACUACGAGCGGGCGCUCGAGAUGCAUAUGGGCGUGCACGAUGCAUCGCGGGACGUGAACGUGCUGUACUUUUCCUGCGACUACUGUCCGGAAACGUUCACCGAGGAGGAGACGCUGCAGCAGCACGAGGCCCGCCACGUGGCCGACGGGACGACCGAUUUCCGCGCAAAUAUGAAACGGGCCGAGGAAGAGGGAAACGCCACCACCGGGCACAGGUGUCCGCUGUGCUUUAAGCAGUUUGAGGAUGAACCAUCCUUACGCGAACAUCACCGUUCGCACCUGUGCCCAUUUCCCGACUGUGCGCGGUGCGACCCAGUACGGCGUGAUGAUGCGUUCGACCUGACGCGCAGUACGUACGAUCCGGCGGACGAUACGCAACCGACGGUGUGUAACGUGUGCCAUCGCGUACUGCCAACGUUCGAGGCGUACCAGAACCACUUCCACUACCAUACGUCGCGCGUCCCGUUCUACUGCUACCACUGCCGGGAGGAGUUUAACGACAAGCGGGAGCUGUACAACCACACGCGGACGCAUGCGCCGCGCGCACCCGAAUCGUACACGUGCGAGGUGUGCGCGAAGGUGUUCUCGACCAAGGGGAACUUUAAGCGGCAUUUGAAAUCUCACGAAGCGGUCCGGGCGUUCGCGUGCGAUCGCUGCUCGAAGCAGUACGACUACAAGAGUGCGCUCGAGGUGCAUCUGAAGCGUUCGCACGGUAUUGAGCUGUGA
Molecule: messenger RNA, 3315 nt
Organism: Anopheles gambiae (African malaria mosquito)
Lineage: Eukaryota; Metazoa; Arthropoda; Insecta; Diptera; Culicidae
Product: zinc finger protein 600-like
Exons: 3
Coding region: 226-3315 (1029 amino acids)
Biological process (GO): regulation of transcription by RNA polymerase II
Cellular component (GO): nucleus
Molecular function (GO): DNA-binding transcription factor activity, RNA polymerase II-specific; RNA polymerase II transcription regulatory region sequence-specific DNA binding
Source: RefSeq, a predicted model, not a curated record